AUUUCCCAUCUGACAAUCAUCUCGUUGACUACCAACUAAAACCAACGACAUCCCUUUUAUACCUCAACCACGUAAGAUCCAUUAGCAUCUUAUUAGCAACCCUUAGUCAAAAUGGUCAAAGCUGUCGCUGUCCUCCGUGGUGACUCCAAGGUCUCCGGCACCGUCACCUUCGAGCAGGCCUCGGAGUCGGAGCCCACCACCAUCUCAUGGGACCUCACCGGCCACGAUGCCAACGCCAAGCGUGGCUUCCACAUCCACACCUUCGGUGACAACACCAACGGCUGCACCUCAGCCGGCCCCCACUUCAACCCCCAUGGCAAGACUCACGGUGACCGUACCGCUGAUGUCCGCCACGUCGGUGACUUGGGCAACAUCGAGACCGAUGCCCAGGGUAACGCCAAGGGCUCUAUCCAAGACAGUCUUGUCAAGCUUAUUGGACCUGAGAGCAUCAUUGGUCGCACCGUAGUAACCCACGCCGGUACCGAUGACCUCGGCAAGGGAGACAACGAGGAGUCUCUCAAGACUGGCAAUGCUGGUGCCCGACCUGCUUGCGGCGUUAUUGGUAUUUCCAACUAGUUAGCAUACUAACGCUCGAAAGUAAGUCGUGAAGUAGGGGUUAGCUUUUAGGAGUAGACAGCUCGUUAGGUAGCCAAAAUUCUGAAAAAUCUUCACCCUUAGAAGCCUCAGUGUUUUGUGAAAGAAAACAGCAUAGUUGGAG
Messenger RNA from Xylaria bambusicola, 718 nucleotides. Its product is annotated as superoxide dismutase. NCBI's taxonomy places the organism in Eukaryota, Fungi, Ascomycota, Sordariomycetes, Xylariales, Xylariaceae. Gene Ontology annotation, biological process: removal of superoxide radicals. Bases 112 to 576 code for a protein of 154 amino acids. Gene Ontology annotation, molecular function: superoxide dismutase activity; copper ion binding. The record is from RefSeq and is a predicted model, not a curated record. The transcript is spliced from 5 exons.